Molecule: messenger RNA, 468 nt
Organism: Heterotrigona itama
Lineage: Eukaryota; Metazoa; Arthropoda; Insecta; Hymenoptera; Apidae
Source: the annotation of a GenBank genome assembly
AUGGGAUUCGAUGAGGCUGGAGAACGAAUGAUCGAGAUAAAACGAUGUUUCGUAGCUCCGCCACACUCACCACAGGUUACUCUCACUGCUACGACUACUAACUCACUGACCAUGAAACUGAGGCCUCAUCCUACCGAUAACGCUCCGAUUCAUGGAUACACUAUUCACUACAAGCCUGAAUUUGGCGACUGGGAAACUGCUCAAAUCAGCUCCACGGCUCAGAAAUACACUCUGGAGAAUCUGUGGUGUGGCUCGAGAUACCAGAUCUACGUUACAGCAUACAACGGAAUUGGAACUGGCGAUCCCUCCGACAUGCUCAACACUCGCACCAAGGGCUCGAAACCGAUCAUCCCCGAAGCUGCUAGAUUCAUCGAAGUCUCCACGAACAGUAUCACCCUACAUUUGAGCGCUUGGUCUGAUGGUGGCUGCCCGAUGCUCUACUUCGUCGUCGAACAUAAGAAGAAGUAA